This is a messenger RNA of Lolium rigidum, 3538 nucleotides long. RefSeq lists its product as uncharacterized. The transcript has 6 exons. NCBI's taxonomy places the organism in Eukaryota, Viridiplantae, Streptophyta, Magnoliopsida, Poales, Poaceae. The coding region runs from base 122 to 3538 and encodes 1138 amino acids. The record is from RefSeq and is a predicted model, not a curated record.
UUCAGGCUCUAAAAUUCGACAACACUACUGUUGAGUGAGACGAUAAGUUUUCAACUUUCCAGACGUGUUCACCAGCUAAUCACUACCAGGCAACCAGUGGUUAAUCAGUCAACCAGUGAAGAUGCAGUUCCAGUCUAGCAAUUGUGCCGAAAUGCCGGCUAAAGUAGAUGGGUCUGGUGCAAAAGAUUUGCCAGUUGACCCAAGUGCAUUUGGUUUUCCACAAAAUGCAAAUCAGGAAUAUUAUAACCGGGCUUUACAGUAUGGUUAUUCAGCUUCAAGGCAGGGUUUUGAAGAUAAAGGUUUUUUACCAACUGGUCCAAAUUUUGUUCUGAAUAAUGCUUCUGCUCCACCGGGAGAAUAUCAACAGUUUGACCACUUUUUUAGACCUCUUCAGCCUGCAGGAUCUGAUGGAAUGCAGGUGCAAAAUAAUCGCACCAGUAUCACACAUCGCAGUAGACCUUCUGAUGUAUCCUGCCUUGAUCAUCUUGAAGAAACAACUUCUCACGAUACUGAUGGUUAUGAUGAUAGAGCUAUCUCAUUCGGAAGUAGUUGUAGCACAGGGAUUUUGUGUUAUCCAUAUAGCAGCCCUUUGCAAAGUGAUAACUGCAUUGCUGACAAGCAGGAUGGGACUUGGGCUGCGCUUAUGCAAAUGCAAGAGGCUUUGGAAGCACCUAAUGAAGAGUGCAGUGACUUGACUUUCAACAAUACAGAACUUUCAGGUGGGAACACCAUGCAGCACCAAGUUGUUUGGGACAAUGGCUGUUUAGCAAGUCCAUCUUUCACCUCAAACUUUUUACCCUUCCCUGGAGAGGCUGAAGCCACUGUCACAAAUACCAGCAGAAUUUGUAACUUACAAAACUCUGUUGAUCUCCCGUAUGAUAAUGAUGAAGGCAUAUCCUCUUUUGAGCUUAAUGUGCCUGAAUAUAACAGGGCAACUACAAGCCAUGUCUGUGAACGUCGAGAUGAAAUGCAUUCUGCUGACUUGAGGACAUAUCCUGUCCAUGGUGAAUCUUUUGAUUUGAUGCCAGUAACCCAGGGCAGACAGAAUGAUAAAUCACAUGAACAGUUCAGUUCAUUUGCAAACAGUGUAGAUGGAUAUGUAGAUAGUGGAAUGAAAAAGUUGCAUGGCUUUUAUGACUGUGAAGAGCAAAUGGAAAUUGAUUCACUACUUAAUUCAUUUGGGGCAUCAAGUGAUACAUUUCCACAGACAUAUGAAAUAUUUCAGAAAGGUGAAAAAAUUGUUGACCUUGAUAAAAAGGUUAUAUUAGAGGAAAGCAUUUCUGCUACAUUCGCCAGCAGUAUGGCCUCAUAUACUGCACAAGCUGGGGCCACUGAGUCAGCUGUAUAUGAUGGAUCAUCUUGUCAACAGUAUCAGUCUACUUCCCAGUCAUGUGGUUUGUUAUAUUCCCCAGCCUGUCAAUGGAAACGCAUGCCAAGUUCUGUUUUCCCUUUAGGAGGGUGUCAAAAUGGUGUUAGUGUGUCCAAUCCAAUGACUGCCUUGGGGACUAAUGGAAAAGAACUCGGGUUGUACUCUGGCUAUUUUUCAGUUCAGCAGCAACAAAAUGUAUCUAGUGAUGCUAAAUUGGAAUUGGUUGACAAUGUUGCUAACCCUUAUCAAGAGUUUGCGAUGGGUAUGGAUGGUCAAUUUUGUUCGAAAAGGACCAAUCCAUAUCAAAAUGAAGUACUGGCAACCCAAGGUAUAUGGGGGCCUCAACGUGAUAUGAUGAUAAAAUUUUCAAAUCCUACUGGACAAUCGGAUAUGCAGCUGCUCAUGACACAGACUCCUCCUGGCCAUCUGCCUGCUCCAAGCUUUUUCAAGUACCCCAACUCAUCAUUUAUUGAAGCAGAGCUUAGUAAGGUUGACCAACAUCAUUCAGAUAUGCAGCUUCCCAUGACAGAGACUUGUCAGGUUCAGCUGUCUGCUACGAGCUUGUCCAAGGACCCUGACACGUCAUUAAUUGAAGGAACAGAGCUUAAGAAAGUUGAAAAACAUGAUUCAGAUAUACAGCUUCCCAUGACACAGACUAGUCAUGUUCAGCUACCUGCUCCGAGCUUGUCCAAGGACCCCAACUCAUCUUUACUUGGACGAACAAAGCUUACAAAAGUUGAACAACAUGAUUCAGAUAUGCAGCUUCCCAUGACACAGACUAGUCAUGCUCAUCUGCCUGCUCCGAGCUUGUCCAAGGACCCUGACUCAGCAUCUCUUGGAGGAACAGGGCUUAAGAAAGUUGACCAACAUGAUUCAGAUAUGCAGCUUCCCAUGACAUGGACUAGCCAUGCUCAGCUGCCUGCUAUGAGCUUGUCCAAGGACCCCAACUCACCAUUAAUUGGACAAACAGAGCUUAAGAAAGUUGAGCAGCAUGAUUCAGAUAUGCAGCUUCCCAUGACACAAGCAAGUCAUGCUCAGCUGCCUGCUCCAAGCUUGUCCAAGGACCCGGACUCAGCAUCUCUUGGAGGAAUAGAGCUUAAGAAAGUUGACAAGCAUGAUUCAGAUAUGCAGCUUCCCCUGGCACAUACCAGCCACGUUCAGCUGCCUGCUAUGAGCUUGUCCAAGGGCCCCAACUCAUCAUUAAUUGGACGAACAGAGCUUAAGAAAGUUGGGCAACAUGAUUUAGAUAUGCAGGUGCCCAUGACACAGACUAGUCGUGCUCAGCUGCCUGCUCCAAGCUUGUCCAAGGACCCCGACUCAGCAUCUGUUGGAGGAACAGAGCUUAAGAAGAUUGACCAACUUGAUGAUUAUAGCCAGCAAAGUAUCCUACUCUCAGCAACCAAACCUUCAAAUUCAAGCGGUUCACCAAUUAACAAGUUUGAUGGCGAGGUGGUUUCGCGACCAAUAAAACGGAAAAGAUCAACAGCGUAUGUUUUAACAUCGCAUGAACAAGUCAUGUCUGGGGGUGGGAAAAUGCAAUGUCUAAGCGCCCCUGAGUUGGAUUGUGCUCACGCCACUGAAAGAUUGCCUGAGAAGGUAGAUGGUGAAAAUGCAACUUUUGCGGAGAAUAGUACCGUCGUUUCUCGAGCUCACAGAAGACUUGAUUUAACGACUAGCUUGAUUCAGUAUGUCCUUCCUGUUCCGCCAGCGAGACUUCUUGCAGCAAAUGUCACGAAUUCCAGUGAAACCGUUGUGUACCACAUUUCUAAAUUGGUGGUUAGUGAUAUGUAUCGCACGGAUAAUGCCAUGCAAAGUGAAUACAUGCCACCGAACGAGACCAGCACCUCUGGAAAGGAAGACAAUAAUAUUGUAUCUGAAGUUCUGGAAACCUUUAAUACGAGGUUUGACGAUCUGGAACGCUCCGUGUCAAGAGCUGAAAAGGCACUCACUUUCCAAGAUUUCGCAUCUGAGGUCCGGGACAUCGAGCGGUGGUCCAUUCUCCAUCGUUUCGUGAAGCUGCGGAUGUUGCAGGAGUACAGGAGACUGCAUGCGGGUGGCAGCUUGGAUUCUACGCCGCACCCCUUCAGCACAAGCAUCUUGAAGCAUCAUGAAGAUCCAUCCAUGCCGCUAGACUCGCUGAACAGGGUCCGGUGUCGCCUGCUGAAGUAG